AUGCUAAGAGUAUAUGGAGAGCAGAUCCACUUGGGCAUGAAGUAUCGCACUGCGUCAUCCCAAUGGAAGGGUAUUUCAGAAGGAAUGGCUAAAGAGACCAUCGAGUGCAUCCUGGAUCAGAGACGACACCCCAUUCUGGUCAUGUGCAAGACUGGUGUGCAUUUUGCUGGCACAAUGAUCGGCUGUCUGCGCCGUCUGCAAAACUGGAGCUUGACGUCGACAAUUGACAAGUAUCGUAACAUUGCAGGCAGUGUCAAAACUCGCUUCGAGAACGAGCAGUUUAUAGAGCUAUUUGACGUCGACUUGGUCACUCUGCCGCAGCAACUGCCGUCGUGGUUUACUGUCCACCAACGACUCACGGAAGAGGAGCGGAUUGCGCUGACCAGGGGCGAGUUUUUCCCCGGACGAACUCCUGACAAAGUCGAAGAACUACCGCCACCCCAACAGGAUGAGUCAGAGACUAAGGCAGACGAGGAGCAUCGUUCAGAGGCAGAGGAAACACCGACAGAAGCAGGAGAACCUCCCGUGCUGGCGUACCAGAAGUAUUUCUUCUAUCUACAAGGUCCAUUGGUAUCUUCGUCUGUCAAGUUCUCAGAGAAGAAGAGUAUUAUUGGCGACGAUGACGAUGAUUAG
Molecule: messenger RNA, 633 nt
Organism: Phytophthora nicotianae INRA-310
Lineage: Eukaryota; Oomycota; Peronosporomycetes; Peronosporales; Peronosporaceae
Exons: 4
Coding region: 1-633 (210 amino acids)
Molecular function (GO): phosphatase activity
Source: RefSeq, a predicted model, not a curated record